CAUAAAGUUAAGGGAAGGAAAGGAAACUAUUAUCUCAAACGAGGAAUUGGAUGAUAAAGUCAAGAACAUAAUUGGAACCAAUAAAAGAAUAGGUCCAAACUCAAUACGGAUUCUUCUUGCCAUGGACAAUACUGAUAUUUCACGCCAACGUGUCAGAGAUGCUUGCCACAGAGUUGAUCCUGUUUGCUGUGCUUUGAGAUCAAUUGAAAGACAAAAUGUUCAUAGGAGGACAUAUAAAGUUGCUGGACCAAAUUCAUUGUGGCAUAUAGAUGGGAACCACAAACUUAUAAGGUGGAAUAUUGUUAUCCAUGGUGGUAUUGAUCAUGUUGAUGGCUACAGUCGCCUUGUUACUUUUUUACAUGCCAGCAAUAAUAACCAGUCAACCACAGUGUAUGAUCUUUUUAUUGAGGCCACUACACAACAUAGAGUUCCUUCCCGUAUCAGAGUGGAUCAUGGCGGUGAAAAUGUAGAUAUAUGCACCUUCAUGGAAGGUUAUCGUGGUACAAAUAGAGGUAGUGCAAUAAAAGGCAAAAGCGCCCAUAACCAAAGAAUUGAAAGAUUAUGGGUUGAUCUUUGGGAGUCUGUAUCUAAUGAAUACUAUGAUUUAUUUUCAUACAUGGAAGAUAUCUACAUGUUAGACAUCACAUGUGCACGCCAAUUGUGGGCAUUCCAAUAUGUUUUUUUACCAAGAAUAAACAAGUCACUUCAAAUGUUUGUAUACCAGCAUAAUCAUCACGGCUUAAGUACAGAGGGAAGCAAAACUCCUUAUCAGUUAUUUAUAAAGGGAGUUUUACAAACAAUAAGUACAAACAAUGUUUCAAUUGCUGACCUGUUGUUACAGGCAGGUAGUAACGACUCUCUAGAACAUAUCACAGAUGACUAUGGAAUAGAGGAUAAUAACUCUGAUCAUGAAGAUAACAGUUUUGAUGAAAUUGAAUUACCACGGAUUCAUAGCCCUUUAGAUGAUGGUGAUAUGCAACAGCUGAGAGACAGGAUAAAUUUAACCGAAGACUAUAAAAAAUUAACUCAUGGUAUUCAGUUAUACAAGGAUGUUUUAUUAUUCAUUGAAUCAUUAAAUUCAGAUCAGAGGGAACCUAUAUCUUCAGUAACUGAUUAAAUAGGUGUAGUUCAAUUUGUUUUUUCAAACUGUGACAUAUAGGGAAAAGAUGCGUUUUUAGACUGAUUUUUAUCAUUCAUACUGAUUUAACUUGAAAACGAGUUCAUGGACCCCUCUUUUUUAAAAUGACAUUUGGUUUCAAUAUGUAUGAAGAUUUUUUGUACCAAUUUUUAUGAAAAAGUCAACAAUAUUUUUUUAUAAAAUUAGAUAAAUAUACAGCUAAAAAUGUUUUUUUCAAUGAUCCUGAAACUU
This is a messenger RNA of Mytilus californianus (California mussel), 1369 nucleotides long. RefSeq lists its product as uncharacterized. Gene Ontology annotation, molecular function: nucleic acid binding. NCBI's taxonomy places the organism in Eukaryota, Metazoa, Mollusca, Bivalvia, Mytilida, Mytilidae. The record is from RefSeq and is a predicted model, not a curated record. Gene Ontology annotation, biological process: DNA integration. The transcript is spliced from 2 exons. The coding region runs from base 122 to 1117 and encodes 331 amino acids.